UGGAGAGCACGAGAGAGGGAGGGGAGCGGAGAGGAGGCGGGUGGUGGAGGAGAAGCCUGGAGGAGAAAGAAAGGAAGAAGAGAACAUUAGCCCCUCGCCUCCGACCGCAGUUGGGACAUUUCCGCGUCUUCUAACCCAGGACGCUGUUUGGAGGACGCAGCGCGCACGAGACCGGGACGCACGGUAUAUUGCUACGAAUGCCGGAUGAGGACAGCCUGAUCAAUAAGCGUUUGCGAGGAGCUUGAUUGACAGGCAGCUAUGGUGGAUGGAUAGCAGGAGGAAGAGGACGAGAAGAUGACGUUCUUUGGCGUGGAGUGCGUGAGGAAGAAAGAGAGAGAGCUGGAGAGGAAACUCCGCGCCAACGACCGCGAGUACAACCUCUCCUUUAAAUACGCGACGAACGCCAUCAAGACCUCCAAGUACAACCCCUUCACCUUCCUGCCUCUCAACCUGUUCGAGCAGUUCCAGAGGAUCGCCAACGCUUACUUCCUGUUUCUGCUGGUGCUCCAGGUGAUCCCUCAGAUCUCCUCCCUGUCCUGGUUCACCACCGUCGUGCCGCUGGUUCUCGUGCUGACGGUCACGGCUGCCAAGGACGCCACCGACGACAUCAAUCGCCACAGGAGCGACAAUCAAGUCAACAACAGAAAAGUUCAAGUCCUCAUCGACAGAAAACUGCGCGGCGAGAAAUGGAUGAACGUCCAGGUGGGAGACAUCAUCAAGCUGGAAAACAACCAGUUUGUCACUGCCGACCUCAUGUUGCUCUCCAGCAGUGAACCGCUCAACCUGGUGUACAUCGAGACGGCAGAACUGGACGGAGAGACGAACCUGAAGGUGAGACAGGCCCUGACCGUGACGGGAGACCUGGGAGAGGAUGUGGAAAAACUGGCAGACUUCAACGGCGAGGUACGCUGCGAACCCCCCAACAACCGCCUGGACCGCUUCAUGGGAACGCUGACCUACGCCGGACAGAAAUACCCGCUGGACAACGAGAAGGUCCUGCUGCGCGGCUGCACCCUGAGGAACACCCAGUGGUGCUUUGGACUGGUGCUGUUCGGAGGUCCAGAGACGAAGCUGAUGCAGAACUGUGGGAAGACCACGUUCAAGAGGACCAGCAUAGACCGCCUGAUGAACGUCCUCGUGCUUUGUAUCUUCGGCUUCCUGGCCUUCAUGUGCACCGUCCUGGCGAUCGGGAACUGCUUCUGGGAGCUGAACGAGGGCUCGAACUUCACGGCGUUCCUGCCCCGGCAAGACGGGAACGAGGCGACCUUCUCCGCCUUCCUCGCCUUCUGGUCCUACGUCAUCAUCCUCAACACCGUGGUGCCCAUCUCGCUCUACGUCAGCGUGGAGAUCAUCCGCCUGGGCAACAGCUUCUACAUCGACUGGGACGGGAAGAUGUACCACGCGGCCAACGACACGCCGGCCGAGGCUCGCACCACCACGCUGAACGAGGAGCUCGGCCAGAUCCAGUACGUCUUCAGCGACAAGACGGGGACGCUCACCCAGAACAUCAUGACCUUCAACAAGUGCUCCGUCAACGGCAAAUCCUACGGGGACGUGUUCGACUCCACGGGUCAAAGACUAGAAGCUCCUGAGCACACAGACAAGGUGGACUUCUCCUUCAACUCGCUAGCCGACCCCCGCUUCGUGUUCCACGACCACUCGCUGGUGGAGGCCGUGAAGCUGGAGAACCCGGAGGUCCACGCCUUCUUCAGACUGCUGGCCCUCUGCCACACCGUCAUGGCCGAGGAGAAGAGAGAGGGGGAGCUCUUCUACCUGGCCCAGUCUCCGGACGAGGGCGCGCUGGUAACGGCGGCCAGAAACUUUGGCUUUGUCUUCCGCUCGCGUACGCCGGACAGCGUCUCCAUCGUGGAGAUGGGACGCCAGCGCAGCUACGAACUCCUGGCCAUCCUGGACUUCAACAACGUCCGCAAAAGGAUGUCCGUCAUAGUUAGGAGUCCGGAGGGGAAGCUCUCUCUCUACUGUAAAGGUGCAGACACGAUCAUCUACGAGAGGCUGCAUCGGUCCUGCAGCAAGCUGAUGGACGUCACCACGGAGCACCUCAACGAGUUUGCAGGGGAGGGCCUGCGGACUCUGGCGCUGGCCUACAAGGAUCUGGACGAGGAGUAUUUCAACGGGUGGAAACGGCGCCACCAUGAGGUCAGCACCUCGCUGGACGGCCGGGAGGGCAAGCUGGACGAGCUGUACGAGGAGAUAGAGAAGGACCUGCUGCUGCUCGGAGCGACGGCCGUAGAAGACAAGCUGCAAGACGGCGUUCCUCAGACCAUCGAGCUGCUCUCCAAAGCCCACAUCAAAAUAUGGGUUCUGACUGGCGACAAGCAAGAAACUGCAGAAAACAUCGGGUACUCGUGCAACCUGCUGCGGGAGGAGAUGAACGAGGUCUUCGUGGUCUCGGGGAACUCGCCGGAGGACGUCAGACAGGAACUGAGAAAUGCACUGACCUCCAUGAAACCAGAGGAGGGUUCUGUGUUUCCGCCAGAGAGCACUCUGGGUAACGGAGGUGUGAAGGCGAUGGCGGACGAGGCGGUGAACGGAGAGUACGGCCUGGUCAUCAACGGACACAGCCUGGCGUACGCCCUGGAGCGUGGCUCUGAGCUGGCCUUCCUGAGGUUGGCGUGCCUGUGCAAGGCGGUGAUCUGCUGCCGGGUGACUCCCCUGCAGAAGGCCCAGGUGGUGGAGCUGGUGAAGAAGCACAAGCAGGCGGUGACUCUGGCCAUCGGGGACGGAGCCAACGACGUCAGCAUGAUCAAAGCGGCUCACAUAGGAGUUGGCAUCUCGGGUCAGGAGGGCAUGCAGGCCGUGCUGUCCAGCGACUACUCCUUCGCCCAGUUCCGCUUCCUGCAGCGCCUCCUGCUGGUGCACGGCCGCUGGUCCUACCUGCGCAUGUGCAAGUUCCUGCGCUACUUCUUCUACAAGAACUUCACCUUCACCUUCGUCCACUUCUGGUACGCCUUCUUCUGCGGCUUCUCUGCGCAGACGGUGUAUGACGAGUGGUUCAUAACACUCUACAAUCUGGUGUACACGGCGCUGCCUGUCCUGGGAAUGAGUCUGUUUGAUCAGGAUGUGAACGACGCGUGGAGCUUCCAGCAUCCGCAGCUCUACGUUCCCGGUCAACUCAACUUGUACUUCAGCAAGAAGGCCUUCUUCAAGUGUGCCCUCCACAGCUGCUACAGCUCCCUGGUGCUCUUCUUCAUCCCCUACGCGGCCGUGCACGACACCGUGAGGGACGACGGGAAGGACGUCGCCGACUACCAGUCCUUCGCCCUCCUCACGCAGACGUGUCUGCUGUUUGCCGUCACCAUCCAGUUGGGGUUUGAGAUGUCUUACUGGACGGCGGUGAACACUUUCUUCGUGCUGGGCAGCCUCGCCAUGUACUUCGCGGUCACGUUCACCAUGUACAGCGACGGCAUGUUCCUCACGCUGCCGUCAGCCUUCCCCUUCAUCGGAACGGGCCGAAACUCUCUGAACCAGCCCAACAUUUGGCUGACGAUCCUCCUCACCUCCAUCCUGUGUGUCCUUCCUGUUGUGACCUACCGCUUCCUGUUUAUUCAGCUCUGCCCUACCAUCAAUGACAAGGUGAUGUUCAAGGUGCGUCAGGCCAAAGCCACGCCUCCCCCUCCGCCUCGGCGCACCCGCAUCCGCCGCACCAGCUCCCGCCGCUCCGGCUACGCCUUCUCGCACGCGCAGGGCUACGGGGACCUGGUGACGUCGGGCCGCUUCCUGCGGCGUCCCGCCUUGCCGCGCUCUUCGGGUUUCUCGCACGCUGGUCGCACCACCACCAGCUUCAGCCCCAUGGGCCGAUCGGCUGGCUACAGCCCAACAGGACGCCCCCAGAACGCCAAGGUCUCGGAUGUGGAGGUGACGUCGCUGCAGAUGUACAAGACCAUCCGAGAUCCGGCCCUCUGACGGACAGCUCGGUACUUUCAAGAUGGCCGAUGUUGGAGAAGCCGGACAGCGGCGUGCUGCUUCCAAAGGCGUUGAAAGCUCCCGUCUUGCACAUCUGUCGCCACGAGAGAACUAAAAGGCGGCUCGCGAUCCGUCUCUCGUUUGCUCGUCUGCCCCCAAGACGAGGUUAGAAAACUUCACGACUCGUGCUCCAAGCAUUUUAUUUUGUACCGUUUUUUUUUAUCAAAAGGGAACUACAGCAAAACGUGUCGCCGCUCCCGAUGGAUCUCUGAGAUGUCUGAGAGAGCUGGUUCGCUUUCAGGUGGCAACGACCGACAGAAGGGAAACCUUUGGGCUUCGCGAGGAGGACGAAGUGUAAUUUGAUGAUCUACAGGCUUGAAUACAGAAAAGUCUUCCUGGCUGAACUUCAUUGACCUGGAGGUCCGUGUGGUGAACCUGGUUGCACCAGUUAUUAUUUUACUGUAAUAUUUAUAUGUAAAAUGUCAAAAGUUUGAAAAAGCAGAAGGAACAUGAACUGCAUGGUUGUAAAACCAUUGCUGCAAUAAUUAAAUAUAAACCCAAGUGUUCAUUUUUUAAAUUUUUAAUCAGGUUUUGUUGUUUUGUCUUCAGUGUUUUUUACUGUCUGGCGUUAACGAUGUCAUCGUAGACACAGCGUCCACACAGAGUCCCAUUCAUCCGAGCGGUUCACUCAGAGAGGCCACUACGCGGCCCACGAGUGUGUUUCCUAAGUCAAUGAAAGCAUAAGAUAUUUAUCAAUGUAUUACUGUCAUUGUAUCUCUAUCCCUGAAGACUGAAACUGUUUCUCAAAUAUGACAAAAAUGUCUAUUCUUUCAGCUCAGCUCUCCCUGAUAACCAUUUUGUAUCGUUUUGUACUUCAACUUUUUACUGCAAUAAAAAAAAAGAUCUAAAAGACCAA
Molecule: messenger RNA, 4840 nt
Organism: Cyclopterus lumpus (lumpfish)
Lineage: Eukaryota; Metazoa; Chordata; Actinopteri; Perciformes; Cyclopteridae
Product: phospholipid-transporting ATPase ID-like
Exons: 28
Coding region: 295-3924 (1209 amino acids)
Biological process (GO): phospholipid translocation; Golgi organization
Cellular component (GO): plasma membrane
Molecular function (GO): ATP hydrolysis activity; ATPase-coupled intramembrane lipid carrier activity; magnesium ion binding
Source: RefSeq, a predicted model, not a curated record